AUGGGCCUGGGUGGCAAGAAGGCCAAAGCCAAGGAGAAGAAUGGCAAGGCCGGAGCAAAGCAGAAGAUUAAGAAGACGAAGAGUCCCGAGGUUUCUGCUGUUGCUGAGCCUACGGAAGCUAUUGAGCCCAUUGAAGACCAGACGACAAUCGAAUCGCCUGCGCCUGCUAGUCCGGAGCUUGUGCUACAAGAACCAGAGUCUAGCCAACCAUCAGAACCAGCACUUGAAAGGAUUAUUUCAGUUGAAGAUUUUCUAGAGAAGGAGACUCCUUCGGCACCUUUAUCGCCUUCAAUACCUCUCGCAACAAUUGACAAUGAGGGAAAGCAUGAAGAAAAGCCAUCUGAGCCCUUGAAUGAGCAAAUAGUCGAGAAAGACGACCACUUUCGGGAUCACCGUGCCAACCCUCACGUUUAUCGCCGUGGCGGCCAUCCCAACAGCGUUGACGAAUACCUUGACGACCAUAACGACGACCAAGAGUCUCUGCCAACAACUCGCAGGGGAACACCCGAGCCCCCCUGGAGACCGACAAAAGGCAUUCGACAUAUGAAGAACUAUCCGGAGAGGACUCUCGUUGCAUCCCCUUUCACUCCCUUCUCUCCUACCCCGGCACUAGUGCCGCUUCCAUCGCCAUCUCUGACCGAAGCACGGUUUAUGUCGAGUGCCUCUCCCGAGGCCCAUUACUAUCCCUAUUAUCCACCUCCGCCCCUUCCAUACACGCCGUACGCGGCAUCCGUAUACUCUGCGCCUUAUUACCACUCUCCCAUUCCCAAGGUCAGCAGUCCAUUGGCUCGAUCUCAUUAUUCCUACGUAUCACCCGCCAUGUCCCCUACCGCUACCCCUCCGCCUCCGCCUGCAGCCCCAGCUGCUCCAGUUGCCCAGGCAGCCAUAAUGCCACCACCCCCUUCAGUCUCGCAAGGCUAUUCAACGGCUGUGCACUCCCCCGUCAUGAGCUCAGCAGGUAUUAUCCCGCCUUAUGGCCCUUAUACUCCGCCUCAGCCGCCAGAUAGCCACUAUAUGCAUCGGAGCUACAGUGUCUCUGACCAGCCCUAUGCCGCAUCAUUCCAAGCUAUUCAGAACCUUGGUCUAGGUAAUGGCCAGGUGCACGAGAACGGCACUAUUUCUCCACCUGAGAAUGACCAGGAGCAUAUCGAGCUGCUCCAACGCAUUCAAUCCGCCAUCCCUGACAUCAACCGUCUUCUCCAUGGGUUCCGCCACACCCAUACCAGACUCAACAGCCGCGAGGCUGAGAUCAAGCAAAUCGGCAAUCAACAUGAGCAAGCCCUCAUGCAUAAAGAUUUCUAUAUUGAAGCGCUGCAGUCACAGAUGAAGAAGACUGCCAACGAGAGCGCCGAAGAGUGUGCCAAGCUCAAGAACACUAUCAACGAGCUGCGUCUGGAACUUGGUGAUCUCCAGGAGAAGCAGAAGGAUCUUGAAGACGGCCUAGCUGGGCACCAAAAGUCCAAUGAGGAGCUUUCACAGAGCAAGUCUGAGCUCGAGGCGGAGAUUGAAAAGUUGAACGCGAGUAUCAAGGCUGCGCAGGAGACGCAUGAGAAGGAACUCGCGACACAGAAGGAAGAUCACGCCAAGGCUUUGACCACGCAGAAGCAGGAAUUGACUGAACUCUUUGAGGAGAUUAAGAACGAGGAUGAGAAGGCUGCUUCGGAGACGCUCGAGGCACGGGAGAAGGACCUACGGGAUCAGCUCGAGUCGACCAGGGAGGAGUGGGGAAAGGAGAAGAAGUUGAUGGAGGAUAUGCUAGAGUCGCAGCGUGGUGAACUCGAGGUUACCAAAGCAGAGCUUGCCUCCAAGAUUGCUAGUCUGGAGACUAAAGAGGCCGAGCUGGAGACGCAGUUGGCCGAGCUAAGCACCACCCGCGAUGAGGUCGCUUCCAAGGUUGCACUGUUGGAAGCGAAAGAGAAGGAAUUAGAGGAAACUCGCCAAAAGAGUGCGCACGAACUGGAGGCUCUUCAGCAGGGUCAUGCCGGUGAACAAGAUACUCUUCGGGCUGGUCAUACCAGCGAACUAGACUCUCUCCACCAAACUCACGAGGAGCAACUCGCCGCCGCCGCAAAGGACCUCAAUGAGAAGAUUGCUGCCAUUGAAGCACACUUCCUCGAGCAAGAGCAACACUGGGAGGCUGAACGGGCUGCGCUGCAGAAGCUCCUGGCCGAGAAGGAUGAAGAGUUGAGCAGUGCUGAGCGGGAGAAGGAUAAGCUGGAGGGCGAUGGGCUGAUCAAGGAGCAGCAGCUUCAGCGUGCCGUGGAAGAGAUGCGUUCGACGAUUGAUCAUUUGGGUCAGGAUUGUGAUCGACUGCGGAGGACGCUGCAAAGUCUAGGCGAGGCGACGGACCUCAAGACGACCAAGGGCGAUCAAUUCUUAAUGCCAACCUCUCAGAUCAUGUUCCACCACACCAGACUACUCUCAACACCACCAUAUAAAAAAUCACACAUCCUCUCCAAGAUCCCCUCCGAACUCCCCUCCUUCCUGGACAACACACCUCCCUCCCGCGCCCUCCGCGCCGCCUACGUCCAACACGUCGUCUCCAAAACCCUCACCUACCGCGUCUUCCAACCCUUCCUCUUCACCCUCGGCCGCCGCUACGACAAAGCAGACACCUUCUUCCAAAUGCUCUCCAUGGACAUCCGGCGGAAAUCCGUCCGCCGCGAAGCCUUCUGGCGCCAGCAAACCCUCAAAGCGGCAUACACCACCUCCGACGCAAAACAAUCCAUCAACGUCGCCGCCGCAGUCAUCGUCGACGAAAUCAUCGACCAUAUUCGCCACUUCGCCGAUCCCCGCCAACUCGAUUCCCUACUCACCGCCGUCCGGAAAAUCGUCAAGCUCGCUGCGGAAACGUGGCGCCAUGCCCGCGUCGAGCGCGAACUCGUCCUAGCUUCCUUCCCGGCUCCAGACGCUGAAGCCAUUGACAAUGAAGGUUGGACUGAGUACGCUGCCGCUGCCAAGGAGGAGGAGUCCACCCCCAAGCCGGAGCCGAGCCGGCACGUCGUGCUGCGGACGUUCCCGCGGGUAGUGCGUGAAGCGGCGCAUGAGGAUUUUGCGAGCGGUUCGGACCGCGCAACUUCGUGUAUGUAUUCGAGUGGUGAGGUGCUUUAUUCAGAUUCGCCGGUGGUUAUGGCGCGGUUGCAGGAGUUGGCGAAGAGGUCGGCGGAGACGUUGGUUGUGGUGGAAGACGAGAAGAAGGUGGAGGAUAAGGUAGAGAAGGUAGAGGAGCCUCCGCUGUCGCCGCCGAAGGCGCCCAAGGUGGUGGAGGAGGAGGUGAAAGUUGAGAUGGCCGCUGUGCCUGAGCUUGAGCCCACUCCAGUGGUGCGGAGUGCGACUCCAACGCCUGUGAAGAGUAGUCCACCCGUGCGGAGCGCGACGCCGGUAAGGAGUCCUACGCCCGUGAGGAGUCCCACCCCGGUGAAGGUUGGGGUGUCUUCGUCGGUGCCGGGGAGUCCGAGGGGGAAAGCCGUCCGUUGA
This is a messenger RNA of Penicillium daleae, 3477 nucleotides long. RefSeq lists its product as uncharacterized. The transcript is spliced from 4 exons. Lineage: Eukaryota; Fungi; Ascomycota; Eurotiomycetes; Eurotiales; Aspergillaceae. Bases 1 to 3477 code for a protein of 1158 amino acids. The record is from RefSeq and is a predicted model, not a curated record.